AGUGACUUAUCAUUUAUUGUCCCAAAUAUCCGUAGUCCCCUUCCAUUUGUGCUUUGGCUUCUGGAUAAGAAGAGUAAAACAAUCACUCUGAGGAAGUAGCAAAAGAAUGGCCAGUGUCUCAGCAUUUUCCGUUUGCAGAGCUAAAUCUCAUUCUCAAAUUCCCCAUUCAAUUCCCCAGCUUUUCCCAAUUCAAUUCCUUCGACUUCAAAGUAACAGGAGCAUUAACGGCGGUCAUUCUUGCUCUUCAAGUUUGGUGAAAGCGAAGACACCUUCGAGAAGUUGGAGGAUAUUUUCUGCAACUGAGGAAGAUACUGCUGUUGCCGAACAAGGUGGAGAUGAAGCUUCUACUGCUCCGACUACAACCACUGAUCAGACUGUUUCUGUUUCCGUUUCCCCUUCCGAUGUCCUCACUAUGUUCUUUCAGGCAGAAGGAACAAUGAAUGAAGCUGCCGUUCCUAAUGUGACUAACGCUUUAGAGGAGGUAGAAGGCAUUACAGGUCUCAAAGUUCAAGUUGUUGAGGGUAUUGCAAGCGUCGAGUUAACAAAGCAAACGACAAUACAAGCUACAGGGGUGGCUUCCAGUUUGGUUGAAACAAUACAAGGUUCAGGCUUCAAGUUGCAAACAUUAAAUCUGAGCUUUCAGGAUGAAGAUUCAGAAGCAUGAUGGGCUGAUAUCUUUCACAAACAUCUUAAGAGAAUCCUAUUUCCCUAUAUGGAUGCAAGUAGUUCAGUCAGCCUAUAUUUUAACAUUUUUGGUAUUACACAGUUCUUUGAUUAGUUUUUCAACUUGUGAAUUACUGAUGAGCAGAAGAAUCAAUUUUUUUUAAAGUUUAUUAUCCCCGUGGUCGGAAAAUGUCAGUAUACAA
Messenger RNA from Lycium ferocissimum, 866 nucleotides. RefSeq lists its product as uncharacterized. Gene Ontology annotation, cellular component: chloroplast. Lineage: Eukaryota; Viridiplantae; Streptophyta; Magnoliopsida; Solanales; Solanaceae. The record is from RefSeq and is a predicted model, not a curated record. The coding region runs from base 107 to 664 and encodes 185 amino acids. The transcript has 4 exons. Gene Ontology annotation, molecular function: metal ion binding.